Messenger RNA from Notechis scutatus (mainland tiger snake), 5166 nucleotides. It is a transcript of the gene SCML2, whose product is annotated as Scm polycomb group protein like 2. NCBI's taxonomy places the organism in Eukaryota, Metazoa, Chordata, Lepidosauria, Squamata, Elapidae. Gene Ontology annotation, biological process: negative regulation of DNA-templated transcription. The record is from RefSeq and is a predicted model, not a curated record. Gene Ontology annotation, molecular function: chromatin binding; histone binding. Gene Ontology annotation, cellular component: nucleus.
CGUGAAUCUUGUGGCGAGGGCACCGCGCAGCUGACAGAAGGGCGAGCCGAGCCCCCGGCUUGCUACGAGACCGGGGCUCGUUCGGAAACAAUUCUACUGAAACAGAAGAGUGAACUUUUCAGGCAACAUUUGUAUUUUUAUUGUGACAGGGAGGACCUGACUUUUAACCAUGGGGAAAACAGAAUAUUUUAACUGGGACAACUACUUGAAAGAAACUGGGUCUGUAGCUGCCCCUUCACAGUGUUUCAGACAGUCUAAGAUUCCCCCUAGCAAUGAUUUCAAAGUGGGUAUGAAGUUGGAAGCUCAUGACCCCCGGAAUGUUACCUCUGUGUGUAUAGCUACAGUUAUUGGAAUCUCAGGUACUAGAUUAAGGCUGCGUCUUGAUGGAAGUGACAAUCAAAAUGAUUUCUGGAGGCUAGUGGAUUCCUCUGAUAUACAGCAAAUUGGAACAUGUGAAAAGAAAGGAGGAAUGCUUCAGCCUCCUUUAGGAUUCCAGAUGAAUGCAUCCUCUUGGCCAAUGUUCCUUCUAAGAACCCUAAAUGGAGCUGAAAUGGCACCUGCUGUAUUCUUUAAGAAGGAACCUCCAAAGCCUUCUCAAAACUUUUUAAAGGUUGGAAUGAAGCUGGAAGCAAUAGACAGAAAAAAUCCUUAUUUAAUAUGUCCUGCAACCAUUGGGGAUGUGAGAGGAGAUGAAGUUUUUAUAACCUUUGAUGGUUGGCGUGGAGCAUUUGACUAUUGGUGUAAAUAUGAUUCUCGAGAUAUUUUUCCAGUUGGAUGGUGUGAUUUAACAGGGGAUGCACUACAGCCACCAGGAAAAAGUGUUUCUAGCACAAAAAAUAAUACCAAAGCACAGACCUCUCCUUCCAAAGGAACUCGAAGCUCAAUGCACUCUUCACCGAAAUCAGCUUCACCUGUUCCAACUGCCAAAGGCAGGAAACUCACUCGGGCUCCAUCCACCGUCCUUAGCAAAGUCCCAUCUCCUAAAAAUAUUCCGGUAGUCAAAAACAUUUCUCACAAAGAAAACCUCAAAAAAAGGAAAAAGGAUUUAAAUCCAGGAAGAAAAAAAAAAAACGUAACAAUGCAACCUCCCGCCUUUUUUCCUCCUAUUUCUGAAAAAGUCGAUAAUAGCUCUCCGAUAUAUGGAGAGGCACCUGCUAUCACUGGAACAUCUGUAGCCGUUAUUUCAACAGUUUGUGUCUAUGUUAACAAGAACGGAAAUUCUGGGCCUCAUCUUGAUAAAAAGAAAAUUCAGCAGCUUCCUGAUCACUUUGGACCAGGUCCUGUGAAUGUAGUACUUCAGCAGGCUGUCCAAGCUUGUGUCGAUUGUGCCUAUCAAUCAAAAAUUGUCUUUGGAUUCCUCAGGCCUGGGCAUCAUGCUGGAGAGAUUAUUACUGCCUCUUUUGAUGAGGAAAAACAUGCCAUCAAUCUUCCUUCUGUGAAUAGUGCAUCUUUUGUUCUGCGUUUCUUGGAGAAACUUUGCCACAGCCUGCAGUGUGAUAAUCUUUUCAGUAGCCAGCCCUUUAGUCCUUACAUGGGAAAUGCACAUAGUCCCAUUGAACAUGAUAGAAACAAGUCAGCAAAAGAACAAAUAUUAAACAGCAGAAGUGCAAAGCGAUAUUCUCAGGAUUCACCCCCCUAUCCUGUCCCCCUGUCUCCUAAGCUUCUAAGAACUGAAGCUCACCCAUCUGAAGCAGAGACCCUGCCAAGUGAAGAAACAUCCAAAGAGCACAGGUUUGCUGAGAAUUCAAUGGAUUCUGCACUUAAUUCAGUCAUCCUGUCAAGUCCUAACAAUCAGAUUUCCACUGAAUAUACCUCAGGGAACAUAGCCUAUUUUAGGCAUUCUCUUCCUUCAAUAUCUGCUACCUCAAACACAGCGCCAAAUCUACAGAAAUUAUCAAGUGCUACUGGGAACAAAAGUUAUUGUGAAAUUGCCAGAAAGAGAUUGCAACAGAGGAUUGAAGCUGCAAGUUCUAAAACAGGACCUGAACUCAGUGCCCUAAAACAGGAAUCUUCGCAUCUCUUCAGCAAAGACCCUUCAACAUGGUCAAUUGAUGAAGUAAUGCAAUUUGUAAAAGAAGCAGAUCCUCAGACAUUAGCACCCCAUGCCGAACUCUUCAGGAGACAUGAAAUUGAUGGGAAGGCUCUUCUGUUACUGAGGAGUGAUAUGAUAAUGAAGUAUAUGGGUCUGAAACUGGGCCCAGCAUUAAAACUGUGUUAUCAUAUAGAAAGACUUAAGCAAGGGAAGUUCUAGGCAGCAAAUGCAUAGUGAUAGUGUUGCAUUUCAAGUAGACAACCAGUUAGGUUCAAAAAGAGAACAAUAGGACUGAAACUUUGCCUGAUGAAAUGGAUCAAAAAAAUCUCACUCAGCUCACAAAGAAAUUUCCAGCAUAUUGUUUCUACUAGUCUAAUCAGAAAGAAAUAUCCCAAAUCAGCAUUGUUACAGAUACUUCUUAAAUAUGGAAUUUAGUGUUAAAAGUUUCACAUUGUAUUUAAUAACUUUUUAAAAUAGGCAGGGAGGAAGUAGUACUAAAAGUAUUAAUAUGAGAAGCUGCAAAAUACAUUCUCACCUCUUCAGCUUCAGCUGAUGCGUUUUCAUUCAGAACCAAAACAGCUGAAUUCCAAAGGAUCUUUGUUUUAAAAAAAAUCAAAUGUGGAGGGUGUUUUUUUGUUUUUUGCAAAAAUGGCUGAAUUUUUAUGCUGGGGUGAGGAAAGUAUUCUUUUUAAUUGAUUAAUUCUUUAAUUAAUAUAAUCACAUACAUAUCUUAUGUGAAGCAGAUAUCCAUAAAAACAAUAGCCAUAUACUUGUAUUGUAAGUAUAUGUUGUGUGCAAAAAACAAAUAAGCUCUUUUUUUUUUCAAAUUUAAAUUAUGAAAAUACAUUUUUACAGCAUGUUGACAAUUUAAGGAGAAAAUUUCUUUUUUAGGAAGGAACUUCUUAUGGCUGAUCUGAGCAGCCAACUCCCCAAUUGAGCAAAUAACUUUCUGUUUGCUUACAACAAUAUAAGAAAUAUUGUAUUGAAACAUUCCAUCUAGCAUAAACCUAUGUUCAUGCACUUGUAUAUUUAUGUGGUGGGUUCAUGCAUAUGUGUGUGUGUGUGUGUGUGUAUGUAUGAAUAUAUAAAUAUAUAUUUUGUACAUAAUGUUCAAGUUUUUCUUAAGUGUGUUUUAAAGGUAUUUUUGCACUGUGGCAGAUAAUAAACUGCAGGUUUUUUGUUCAUUUUAAAUCAUAAAGAAAAUGUGCAUUAUACAUUUUAUAUACUUGUUAAUGUAUCAUCAAGCUGUGUCUUUAGGCCAAUCAAUUCCAAUAGACCAGUUUGUUCCAGUAGAACAUAGGGUUGAGAUUCCCUGGUGGGGACCUGGUGAAGUAUGGAAGAUAGUUGCCUAAACAGGAUUUCCUUUUGCAUUCUAAAAUAUGAUGUUAUGCCACCAGGAAGGAACAAAAUGAAACCUACCAUCUUGUGUAGGAUCCAGAAAGAUUUCAGCAUGUGCAGUUUCUAAUUAAUUGCAAAACUUUACCUUCAGUCCACCUUUCACUGCAUGUGAAUGGUCUUUGCUGGAUGUAUGUGUCCUCAUACUGUUCAUUAAUGCCUGUCUGGUUUGUUUCUUAUUUCAUGGAGGGAAAUGGAGAGAAGGGGAAGGGAGAAGAAGAAAUAAUUGAUGGACAGAUCCAUACAGGGCAAGUUCUGGAACUAUGCAAUAUUCCUAAAUUCUCAUGUUGCGCUGAACCAUUUUAUUCUGGGAAAAUAUCUGGAAAAGAAUGGGAUAAUGAGGGAAAGGUGAUGCUGAAUGUCUUUUUUUUUACUUUGCCUCUCUAAAGUCUUAUAUAUAUAAAAAAGUCAAUGAAUUCUUUCAACAAAGGAAUUGAAUUACACUUGGAUGUAUAAUUCAUCUGAAUCUUGGUGCUGUCUGUAGUUACAACAAGUAAAAUACUUUCCCAUCACUGCCAAUAUAAUAUCAGGGACAAUUUAUGUACUUUUGCUGAAUAGAGGAUCAGUUGUUCUGUUUGUCCAAGUGUUGCUAGAAAAGAUAUAGUCCUGAAAGGAAUGUAGUUUUUAUAUUUCUUACUGCCUUUUUAUAUGGAAAAAACUUCUAGUUAAAAUACAUUUGUUGUUUAAAAAUGCCUUGUUUAUUAUAUUAGUGUAUUAGUAAUACACCAAUUACUCAGGUUUAGCUAAAAAUGGCAAAAUUGCAAAUUGUUAUUGAAGCAAUGUAUUUCUUUAAAUUACUGAAGCUGAAUUUAAAUGAGAUCACUUUGGUGAUGUCCUAUUUUCUGAUGAACUUCUGGCAUUCAUAUUAUAUCAGCAAACUUUGCUUCUCCUAAGAGUGUACAACAGCUCCAAUAUAUAACUUUCUUUAACUAGUGCAGUUAUUUAUAUAUGCUCAGGUAUUUAAAAAUAAGCUGUAAUGGCUGUGAUAUCUUUCAUAUCUUUUGAUGCCUAUUUCUGUCAAAGUUACAUAAACACACCUAUUUAUCUCAUUGUGAAACAUGAUUGCUUGUAUUUGGCAUAUAAUUGUGUUUGUGAUUUUUAAGGGUGACAUAUAUUAUGCCAAUGAACUUCCACUGGUACCAUGGGAAUGCUUUUUGUUCUCCAUCUUGCAUCUACUGUAUGUGCUUCAUAAAUUUGUUCUGGAGAUUUGAAGGGUGUGUUGGCAGUGGAAGAAAACAGUCAAAUUUGAUACUAUAUAAGACAUUUAUUAUAGCUUAUUUCAGACAUGUUGAAGGAUGUUUUAAAAUUGUAUUAAAAUGCCAAACUAUCUUGCAAGAAUCUUUUCCAUACUGGAUUGCAGACAAAAUGUCACAAAUGUUAUUCCAGGAAUUUUAUAUGUUAAAAGUGGUUAUAAAACAUAGACACAUUAUUUUAGACCAGGAGUUUCUCUUUAUUCAUUUUGCUAAUAUGUCUUUGAAUUGUGCAAAUAAUGUUUACUACGUCAUGUACACAAACUUUUAUAAGAAAGAAGAAUGCCACUGAAAUUUUAACUUUGUAUAUGACAUGAUACAAAUUAUGUUAGGUAUAUUUUUUCAUUUUCAACUGGAUGUUCUCAUCUAAAAAGAAAAUAAAAGCUGCUUGAUGUUUACUUCUCAAUUAUUUUUAUUAUGUAAUGUCUUAAAUCUGUAACUGACUAACCUCAUAGUUACUAAUACACCAAUGAAAAUAUACUUUAAUAU